This is a messenger RNA of Dromiciops gliroides (monito del monte), 8758 nucleotides long. It is a transcript of the gene FGD4, whose product is annotated as FYVE, RhoGEF and PH domain containing 4. Gene Ontology annotation, molecular function: guanyl-nucleotide exchange factor activity; metal ion binding. Lineage: Eukaryota; Metazoa; Chordata; Mammalia; Microbiotheria; Microbiotheriidae. The record is from RefSeq and is a predicted model, not a curated record. Gene Ontology annotation, biological process: cytoskeleton organization; filopodium assembly. Gene Ontology annotation, cellular component: cytoplasm.
UUCCGAAAAAAAGAGGGAAAGGUAGCAAGUGUGUAAAAGGAGACUGGGGAGAUCUGCCCUGUGGCAGUGGAGGACGCAAGUGAGCUUUAACGCUGUAGCGUGGAAGCAAGCUCCCAAACUGCGGCAGUUGCAGCUGCUGCAGAAGGAAUUCAGAGCCAAAGUCGGGUUGCGGCAGCGCGUCUCUGCUCCGGAGCGUCCUGUACGCUCCCACGGACGAAGAAAAGAGGGAGGGAAGAAAGGAGUGUACAGAUAAGGCAGGGAAUGCAGAGAACUGGACCCGAAGCCGGAGCUCGGAGGACCGGCGCUUAUCUGUAGUAGUGUGCGUUAUGAGAUUAAACAGCCCCCAUAGCCGGCAAGAAAGUAAAGGAGGUCCCAAUCUGUAGAGAGUUGGGAUGGCAGCAUGUAGCCAGAGACUCGGGUAGGGGCACAGAAGAGAAAGACCAAGGAAAGGAGAGCGAGCCCCAACUGGAGCAAGAUGAACGCGGAAGGCAGCACUAACUUCAGGCGGAUGGCAAUUCGGCGGAAGUCCAACCAGUCCUGCCUCUUGCCCGGGACCCCCCGCCCCUGGAGCCGGCCCACCGCCCUCUCAAGGCCGCCUGAUUCGGCCGACUCCAAGAACGUGCCCAAGGACGCAACAGGCAGCAGUUCCUGUCCAAAGAUCAUUAUAGUUUCAUCUCCUUGCCCAUCAAGGAAGACUGACACACCAGCUAAUCAGAAUGUAUGUGAUGAGGCUCAGGGAAUAAAUGGAAAAACACCAAUUAAAGUGUCCCCAUAUUCAGCUGCAAGUCCAAAGCCACAAGUGCCUCCAAAACCAUUACAUCUGCAGAAUUCACCUUCAUCCAAUACAUACCAGAUACCCAAGCAUAAAGCUUUACCUACUAUAAAACCAAGAAUGGAGGAAGUUAAGUCUUCCCCUGCUUUUAUCUCAAAAGAAAAACCCAGUAAGGUAUCAGAUCUCAUCAGUCACUUUGAAGGAGGCAGCUCAUCAUCCAAUUCUACUGAUUUGAAGAAAGAACCUUCUGUUAGUCAAACUGUUUCUAGAGCUCAAGGAAGACAUGGGUUGAUAGCAGUCCUUCCGCCAAAACUCCUAUCUCAGCAUCCACUACAGAAAAAGGAAAUUGAUACAGGUGAAACUCAGGAUGUACAGAAACAUACAGCCAACGGUGUGAUUGGAGCACAAAAACAGAUGGAAUGUGAAGACAACGACCUCCCCACUGUUAGACCUGAUGCUUCUAAUCAAACUUUGGAACUGGACAUUUAUAAUAACUUAGCAAAUGGAGAAAAUGACAAGAUAGCAACCAAUUCCUCUUUACCCACAACAAAUAUCUGUAGAGGAAGUACUGUAAAUAGUUGUUGCAGGACUUCAAGUAGGAACCCCUUGCUUUUGUUGGAAAAAGAACACAUGGAAACAAAAGCCACUCUGGAAGAGCAAAAAGAUGAAGAAAAUUCACUUGAACUUGAGAAGCAGAAUCUAUCCAUAGAAACCAAGGAGACAGAUGAACAGAAACUUCACAAAAUUGCCACUGAACUCUUACUUACAGAAAGAGCCUAUGUUAAUCGACUUGACCUUUUAGACAAGAUAUUUUAUUGCAAACUAUUGGAAGAAGCUAAUCGAGGCUCAUUUCCAGCAGAGAUGGUGAACAAGAUAUUUUCUAAUAUUUCAUCAAUAAAUGCAUUCCACAGUAAAUUCCUUUUGCCAGAACUGGAGAAACGAAUGCAAGAAUGGGAAACCACUCCUAGAAUUGGAGACAUCCUACAGAAGUUGGCUCCUUUCCUCAAAAUGUAUGGAGAAUAUGUGAAAGGCUUUGAUAAUGCAAUGGAAUUAGUUAAAACCAUGACUGAACGGAUAGCCCAAUUUAAAUCAGUAAUUGAAGAAAUUCAGAAACAAAAGAUCUGUGGGAGUUUAACACUGCAGCAUCACAUGCUAGAACCUGUACAGCGAAUCCCCCGAUAUGAGAUGCUCCUUAAAGACUAUCUAAGGAAACUGCCACCUGAUUCCCUAGAUUGGAAUGAUGCUAAAAAAUCACUUGAAAUUAUCUCUACUGCAGCAAGCCAUUCGAAUAGUGCAAUACGGAAAAUGGAAAAUCUUAAAAAACUGUUAGAGGUUUAUGAAAUGUUGGGAGAAGAGGAAGACAUUGUUAAUCCCUCAAAUGAACUCAUACGUGAAGGACAGAUCCUUAAGCUUGCUGCUCGAAACACAUCAGCUCAGGAACGUUAUCUUUUCCUGGUGAGUAACAUGUUACUCUACUGUGUGCCAAAAUUCAGCUUGGUGGGAUCUAAAUUCUCAGUUCGAACAAGAGUUGGCAUUGAUGGGAUGAAAAUUGUAGAAACCCACAAUGAAGAAUACCCACACACAUUUCAGAUUUCUGGAAAAGAACGAACACUGGAACUACAGGCCAGUUCAGAACAAGACAAAGAAGAAUGGAUCAAGGCACUUCAGAAUACUAUAGAAGCUUUCCAUCAAAGGCAUGAAACCUUCAGAAAUGCUAUAGCAAAAGAUAAUGACAUGCACUUGGAGGUUUCUACUGCUGAGCUUGGGAAAAGGGCCCCAAGAUGGAUUCGAGACAAUGAAGUAACAAUGUGUAUGAAAUGCAAAGAGUCUUUUAAUGCAUUGACAAGGAGAAGGCAUCAUUGCCGAGCAUGUGGACAUGUGGUCUGUUGGAAAUGUUCUGACUAUAAAGCUCAACGAUAUGAUGGUGGCAAAUGGAACAAAGUUUGUAAAGACUGCUAUCAAAUAAUAACUGGAUGCACAGACAGUGAAGAAAAGAAAAGGAAAGGAAUCUUAGAGAUUGAAUCAGCAGAGGUUUCUGGAAACAGUGUCAUAUGCAGUUUUCUUCAGUAUAUGGAAAAGUCCAAGCCCUGGCAAAAAGCUUGGUGUGUGAUCCCUAAACAAGAAGCUCUUGUACUCUACAUGUAUGGUGCCCCACAGGAUGUCCGAGCUCAAGCAACCAUUCCACUCCUAGGCUACACAGUGGAUGACACACCCAGGAGUGCUGAUCUCCCUCACAGUUUCAAACUGACCCAGUCUAAGUCUGUGCACAGCUUUUCUGCAGACAGUGAGGAAUUGAAACAGAAAUGGUUGAAAAUCAUCCACUUAGCUGUCAAAGGUGAGACACCAGAGUAUUCAAAUGAACUACAAGUCACCAUAAAUGAUCAUCCUGGACUAACAAGGAAACCAGAGUGCUGAGUUACAGUUGUCCUGUUGUUGGGGGGAGGGUGGCUUUGGGGUAAGGGUGGGGAGAUGGGAGGGCAGCCAUGUGAAGAAGAAAAUGAAGAAAAAAAACCCAGAAAAUAAGGUUCCCCAACAAUCCUACACCUUUUAGCACUUUAUGUUGAAAAAACAGGUUCAUAAGCAAAUUUUGGGGUGGAAGGGAAGGGAUGCAGUAAGAACAAACUAUUUUCCUAAAUGUAUCAUUCAUGAAGUUGCUGUACAGUCAUUUCAUUGAUAAUUGUUUAAUGUAAACAAUGAAACAUCUUUAAGAACUCUGCCUUGAAGAAAAUGGCAUUUUAUUCUCUUGUUGUUAGGUUAAAAUGUGCCACAAAUUCUUUGUUGUAUUCUUUGCUCAUGUAGGAUUUGUGACAACUUGAAAAAUAUACCUCCAUAUUGCCAAAAUAGAUAUGUAGUGAAAAAUACAGGGUUAGUUUAGUUUAAUGCAUUCACUUUAUUGAAGUUAGUAUCUAAAGCUAUUUACACAUGUUGUGUAUGUUAUAAUGUAUUUUCUUAUAGAAAAAAAUCAAAAAGACAAAUUACAUUGACUUUUAGAAUUUCAAUUUACCAAGAAUAAAAAGCUAAUUGUUUUUCUUUUUUAAAAAUGUAUUAUUCAAAUAAGGAAAAGAAGGAAGUAUAACCAUUUAUGUAUUCAUAAUAUCAAACAGACCGUACUUUGACUUCAUGGCUUUAGGAUCAUAUUUGUCUAUUAUUUAUAUAUAUAUUUUUUAAAAGCAUGUUUUAUCUUGGAAUUAAGCAAAGUAUUCUAAAGAAUGUUUUGACAAUUUAUGUUUAAUUAGUUGAUACUUAAUGGUCUUGAUAUUUUUGUAAGCUUAACAAAAAUACCAAUUUAUAUAGCAUGUAACAAAUUAGUGAAUUCCAACUCUAUUUUAAGAAUAUUAAUUUUUCUUUAUGUUCUGUGCCUAUUUAAAACAGUGCCUCUAUUUGAAGGUGCUAAUAAUACAUAUUUAAAUAUAGGAUGUAGAUUGAAUUAGUAAUGUUUUUGUCUUCAUUAUAUUGAGAUAAGAUAAAUUACCGUUUUGAUCACUGGGACACAGCAUUUAGAACAUUUCAUUUUUAUAAUCAUAUGAAUGUUGAAGUAAGUAAUAACAUCAGUUAUUUGUAAGGAUUCUCUUUCCUUUUGCUGAUAACUGAAAACAUUCUCUCUAUGGGAAACCUUACUGAUCUAGGACUUGGGGAUGCUACUUGAUAAACUUUUUCUUUGUAGAAAAAAUUUUCAAUUUUUCAUGUAUUUUCUAUAGGCACAUUUAAAUAUAGAAUAUAUAAUGCACAUAUGUUAUGUGUGUGUGUAUAUAUAUAUGUAUAUAUAUGUGUGUGUGUGUAUAUAUAUAUAUAUAUAUAUAUUCAUCCCAUCUCAAUCUGCUAUUUAGUAAGCACCUACUAUGUAUAAAUCACUAUAUGUGUGGUAGCACAAUUUCACUUGAAUUUCCUAGUAUUGUUAAAUAAGUUUUAGACAACUAGUACAGUUUCAGUUGUCAGGAAAAGUACAAUUUUUUAAUAUUAAAACCUAUGUUAAAAUAUGUCCAUGAAAACAUUUCUUGCCAAAAUUUAUAAAAUUCUUUUUUCUGAGAUCAAUAUUUCAAAAAAAACCCACUUCAUUUUGGAAAAGAUUUUAUUUUAGUUUACAGAUUUGGGGAAAGUUAGAAAGGGAUAUGAAACAAUCUUUUGGUGGCUCUUUUUUUACUGGGGAUUUUAAUUUUUAAGUCAUGCCUCUGCUUAGACACUGCCUUUUAUUAUGUUGUUCUUGUUAUUAAAAUGAUAUUACCUUCUCAAGUUGAGCUAUUUCUCAAGUUAUAUUUAUUACUUUGAUUUUCUAUUUAUUCCUAAUAUGUGACUGCUAUAGACUCAGGCCUUCCUGGACUGAAUAUAACCAUAGAGGUUUACAAAUGAAGAAAAUGACAAAACCUUUACUCAAAAAUUUUAGACUGGUUGAUCUGGAAGUCAGACCCAUUUUAAUAGGACAUUUAACAUAUCCUGUGUAUUCUCCAAAAAGGAGCAGUCAAAUAUUAUGAUUUGGAAAACAAGUGUGUCAGUUUUGUUUUAUUGUUUUUCCUUUCUACUUGGAAUACAAACCAGCCAUGAAAAUAAAAUAAUCAAAGCCAAAAAACAUCACAGUAGACCCUCAAACCCUCUACAAAUCAGAGAGCAAACUUAAGAGAAAUUUGAUAUUGCCUUUUUCUGUUUUUCGGGGACAAGGAUGUGCUUGAUACGAACAGUAAGCCAUUUUUACUGCUGAUGGAUGUUUGCCUAGAAUGGUUCUAAGGGGAAGGAGGAUGGUAUGUGUGGGUCCCUGAAGAUCCUGGAUGACUUUUGAUAAGUGUUUAAAAGGUAUCUUCAUCAUUUCCUCCAAAGACAAAACAAAAAACCCACCUGUCAUGACACUUUCUGAUUCAAUACAUUGGUAGUAAGAAAAAUAAAACAUCUUUUUAAAAAAUAGCAUAUUGUAAUAUGCUACAGAUGAAAAAAGUAUGAUGCUAUUUUCAUUUUUUAUAAAUCAAAAGUGACCCUACAAAAGACCUUGUGUGAUAAGAAUUACUUCUUUCUCCUUCCUCUUUCUUUACAAAGGAAAGCACCAUUAUUUGUUUCUUCUUUUAGGAAAGAAUACAUUAAUUAUCUUAUUUGAUCAAUGAAACUGAGCUAUUUUAAAUAGCUAUGUAAGUGAAAGCCCUACAGAUGUCUUUCAUUUUAAGUACUAUUGAUGACUUCUGGUGUUUAUUAGAAACUAACAGUGAUAAAUGGCUAUCCUUUUAGAACCAGUCUCCUGUCUCAGGCUUAAGAAAAUCCUUUCUUUUUCUUGUUGCUUUCUAAAUCAUCUCUGUCUUGUAAGUCCAUCAUCCCCCAGAAACAAAACAAAACAAAAAAGACAGUUCAUCUAAUCUACUCUUCACAACAUUAAACAUUCCAGUUUGGGUUUUUGUUUGCUUGUUUUUUGUACUUUUGGUUUUCUUCUUGAGAUAUACUUGAAAUUUUAACCAUUGUAAAUAGUGCACAUUUUUAUAUCCAGCUUUUUAACAGCUUACUCAUGAACAUUCCAGCCAUCAUUUUCAUGGCACCACAAUGAGGAUACCACAGGUAUGGUUUGUAAACAUUCUCAUUCUUCAGAGUAGGCACUUACAGUGAAGACUUGAAUAUGAAGGUAUCUGCCCAAAAGGAGUGUGUAUAUCUCCUUUCUCUCUUGAGCUUUUAGAGCUAAUGCUGCACUUCAGAUUACUGUUUUUAUAUUCUAUUAAUGAAAUAAAUUAUUUAAACAAUUUAAAGGAUAUGGACAAUUAAAUACUGUAUUAUUUAAAAUAUACUACUAUUUGUAAUCAUAUUUCUUAAUUUGAAAGUUAGAGUGGGGAAAACAUGUAAACUUCUUAUAGAAGCAAAGUAUUAAAAAAAAUCUUAUCUGCCCCUAAAUAGAUUACUUCAAAAAUACAUAUAAGGUGAUAAAGAAUGCUUGUUUUAUUUACGUAUUUUAAAGAAACUAGAUUUUCUGGUACUGCAGGGUUGUUGCAAAAUCAUUGAUGCCUUCUGAAAAACUUUUCAAUGUUAAAAUAAUUCUGCCAAUACAAUAUUCUAUUGUUUUCUUGCUGGGGGGGUGUUAAUGUUAAUAUGUUCAGCUCCUUCUAUUCUGUUUAUUCUCAGCUUGCUCUGUGGCAGAUUAGUCUUCGUGAAUUUUUUUAUAGUGUUCCUGUCUAGAUUUUACCUUAUGUUAGGGGAAAGGCAGGACUGAAGAUAAGCAUUUAGGUGGAGGCCCUGGUUUCUAUAAAAAUCCUUACUACAUAACACUGAAGAAAAUAAAUGGAAAACAAGUUGUUACAUGAGGUGUGUUCAUGACAUUAACAGAUCUGAAAUUAUAUUUUAUAUAUAUUCAUAGUCGAUUAAAAUGAAUUAAGAGAAUGUCUUAAAAUUCUUUCCUAAUUUUUUUGUUCUUCAUUAAUAUAUUCAUAUUAAUAUAUUCAAAUUAGGAAGGCUUAUCUGUUCUUAUCCUAGGGUCUUUUGUAACAUGCUUUAUGGAUAGCAGUCUGUCAUGUUUCUCCUUCAUUCUUGCCCCAUAUCUAUAUCUAUAGAAUCACUUAAUAAACUCAAAUUAAUUUUUAUCUUUAAGAGCAAUGUUUAUAUCAAUUAUACACUAAGAUAAGUCUGUUUUUAAAAUACCUUAUGUGGGGGCAGCUAGGUGGCUCAGUGGAUUCAGGAAGACCUGAGUUCAAAUAUGGCCUCAGACACUUGACACUUAUUAGCUGUGUGACCCUGGGCAAGUCACUCAACCCUCACUGCCCUGCAAAAAACAAAAAACAAACAAAAAAAAACCCCAAGAAAACAAAAUAAAAUUCCUUAUGUGAAUUUAUUUUUGUGUGUUUAAUUAUUUGUAUACUAUCUUUCACAGAUGAAAAUUGAAUUAUUUACCAUGGGAACAUUUCUUUCCCACUGUUAAACAUUCUACAUAAUUGUUUACAUAGAUUUUAAAAAUAAAUCAUUCUUGUGUAGUCACUUCAUAUCUAUACUGUCAAUAUGAUUUUGCACUCUAACAAGGUGGUGGGAGAGAAUAGGGAGACAGAGAGAUAAGAAUAUGGACAAGGAGAAAAGUGCUUAUCCCAAGAUAAAAGCUAUCUUUAUCUUUAUAUUGUUUCUAAGAAAUCUGGGUCAGUGGAGAUUACACAAAGUAGAAAAGUAGAAAAAUGUAAAUAUGUAUAUUUACAAAAGGACCAAAGUCUGGGUGCAUCAGUAUGCAAAUUCUUCACACUCACACACACACACACACACACACACACACACACACACACACACACACACACACACAUACACACUCACUCACUUUCCACCAGGUGUCAUCUUUUCAUCCUGUUUGUUGUUGUUGAUGUUUUCCUACAGAAUUUCACCCCUUUAGGACAUUCUACUCAACUUACUGUGGUGGAAGUCAGCUAACAUCAUUUGCAUUAUUUUCCUUGACUAAAGAUUUGGUAACAUAAAACAAUCUCACAAACUCUCUCAUUCACUUGCUUUCUCUUACCUCAUGCACAAGACGGCAGUUUCUAUGAAAUAGUUUUUAUUUGUCGACAGAUAAUAAUUGUAGUCUUGUUUGUAAAAUGUAAAAUUGGCAAAUGCCACUACUGCAUCAUUUAAAUAAUGAUACCAAAAAUACUUAUUUGGGGAUGGGAAGAAUCAGAAUCCUUCAUCUGCAAAGGAUCAUUUACUAUGAAGGAAUCAUAACUAUCAUACACAUUAUAUGAGCAUUAAAAAUGUAUAAUUUGGGGACCACUAUUUGUUGUCAAAACAAUCAUGUCUUACCUUUUUACCAAAUUAGCGUUUCAUGCUGUGUGUGAUAUUCUUGAAAAGGUAUGUUCUCAAAAUUCCACAUUUAAUUCAAAUGUUUAAAAGUGCAUGUGAAAAAUAAAUUUUAAGAUCUAUGAAUGUAAAAUACUGGCAAAUAUUGUAUAUAAUUUGUAACAUAUGUAUAUUUGGUCAUAAAGGAUGAUAAUUAGAAACAUUGUAAAAUUAAGCACUUUAAUUCCUGUUCAAUAUUGAAAAUUGUAUCCUGUAAAUAAA